Argentina anserina (silverweed cinquefoil) is the source of this 5274-nucleotide messenger RNA. RefSeq names its product disease resistance protein At4g27190-like. The record is from RefSeq and is a predicted model, not a curated record. Gene Ontology annotation, molecular function: ADP binding. NCBI's taxonomy places the organism in Eukaryota, Viridiplantae, Streptophyta, Magnoliopsida, Rosales, Rosaceae. The transcript has 11 exons. The coding region runs from base 1136 to 4423 and encodes 1095 amino acids. Gene Ontology annotation, biological process: signal transduction.
UCUGAAUUUGUAACAUGUGGUUCUCCAACAAACUUGCUACACGUGAUUAAAUUCUUCAUUGACAGGGGGAACUGUCACAGCUGUGGUUCUGCUCCUUUGCAUUGCUAAGCUCCCAUUAAUGUCCAUGUUGCUCUUCCUACAGCUCGAGGAUCAGAACCUAUGUAACAAACAUGGGGGAACUCCAUGAUAUACUUGUGGCUUAUAAGCAGGUUUCGCUUGCUGUAAUAUAUAUGCUAGACUUGGUUGUUCAUGUUGCCAUAGUUGUCCUUUCUGUGAAGCCAGAACUGUUGAGGAACCAAAACAAAGAUGGUAAUUUGUAUAGUCCACCUAACUUCUUCAUUUUUGGCGAUUAAGUAUCUGAUGUGUUUUUCAGAUAAUAACAUGAUUUCUGUGAGCAUUUUGGUUCAAAUUGCUAUAUUUCCUUGUUGCAUACAUUUUCCUAUAUUAUUAUCAAAUAAGAACAUAAAGUAUGAAAAGAUUUGAGUUUGCUUAUUUUGCUCAAUGAUCUCUAAAAGCUGACUAAUCAAGGCCUUUGGAUAGUUUUCAGAAAGUCUUUGAAAUACAGUUAGUUCUUUUAUCUCUGAACGAAUAAUGACCACUAUAAUACAUGAUAAAUGUAUUUUAUCAGACUAUAGUGUUCUGCAAAUUCUGUCACAUUUAGUUUCACGUGAAUAAAGGGAAGAAUCGAUGUGUGUAAGCAAACGUCAGUGGAGGAAUCUUUUGAAUUUAUUGGUGGGGUUUGCAUAAGUGAAAAUUAUUGGGGCGUCGGUGGAAAAGUAACAACUGUUACCAUAAUUUUAAACGCUAUCACAAGGCUUCCCCUUCUUUGCUUUUCAGGAUUUUGUCACCGGAAAUCAGCUCCUUUCUUGCAGGGCAUCAAUUGCCUCCUCUGUAUCUCCUUUUUCAUCAACCAUCAUCAACUUCUCAGUUUUUAAGCUUGGUGCUUCUCAAUUAGUGGGCUCCUUUCUUGACGGGUUUCAAUGGGGUCCUCUUCAUCUCCUUUUCCAUCAGCUCAACCAUCGUCGUCAUCAACUUCUCAGCCAUGGAUGGAUGGAAGAGUAGCUGAGCUGAGAGAGAGAGAGAGGAGACGGGUUGCAAGGCCAUCUGGACUUAUGUGAAGCGGUGGAUUCUUCACAUGGUCGGAAAGUCGCAGGAUAAUCAAGGAGUGGUUAACUUGAAUUCCUCUGAACCUCUUCCUUCAUCAUCAGAACCUCGUGUCUAUAAGUAUGAUGUGUUUCUGAGUUUCAGGGGUCAAGACACUCGGAGGGGCAUUGUAUCUCAAUUACAUGAUCGGCUGCAAAACAAUAGAGGAAUUAAAACAUUCAUGGAUGAUAAAGAUCUUCAAGUAGGGGAAUCUAUUUCUCCCACUUUCCUAAAGGCAAUCGAGGAAUCAAGGUUUGCAAUUGUCGUUCUCUCUCCAAACUACGCCUCUUCUCCUUGGUGUUUGGACGAACUUGCAAAGAUCUGCGAGUGCAUGAAAGACCAGAACAGAAUUCUUCCACUUUUCUAUACUAUGGAACCCUCUGAUGUACGGCACCGGAAGAAAAGUUUCGAAGAGGCUUUCAAGAAUCAUGAAAGAUCUGGGCGAUACACAUCAGACAAGGUGCAACAGUGGAAAAAAGCUUUAAACAAAGUGGCUAGUUUCUCAGGGUGGGAUACAGACAAUAUCAAGACUGAUGAAGAACUUGUGGAGAAAAUUGUGGAUUUUGUCUGCAAAAGAAUACAACCUUUUGACAGUGAGUAUACUCUGUCCACCGAAGAUUUUCAAGAGUAUGGAGCAACAAAAAAAGCCAUGGAUGAGGUUAUGGAGGCGCUUAGAGAUGGCGAUGUCACUGCUGUUGCGGUCCAAGGAAUGGGCGGCGUAGGCAAGACAACCUUGGUAAAAGAAGCCGCUGCACAAAGCAGAAAAAUUGGCCUAUUUCAUCAUGUCAUUAUGGGUGUGGUAUCCCAGCGCCCUGAAUUGACGAAAAUUCAAGAUGAGUUGGCAGAGCAACUGGGCAUUGAAAUAGAAGAGAAGACAGAAAGUAUAAGAGCUGCAAAAUUGAGAACGGAGAUAAUGGGAAAAGAAAAGAUUCUUAUAAUCCUCGACGAUGUCUGGAAGAGAAUAGAAUUGGCACACAUAGGAAUUCCCAGCAACAAGGAGCUUCAAAUACGCAAUUCCAAAGUCGUACUCACCACAAGGAGAGUGGAUGUCUCUAGUGUCAUGAGAUUCGAAAGAAAGAUAGCCCUCGAUGUCCUAUCAGAAGAUGAUUCAUGGUCCCUGUUUGUUCGAAACUUGCCUACAUCUUUGGAAUUCAUGGGUUUUGAGAAUCUGGCGAGGAGGGUGGCUGGAGAAUGUAGGGGUUUACCGGUUGCAUUGAAAGCAGUUGCAAGGGCACUCGGAGAUAAGGAUGUGGUAGAAUGGAGAAAGGCAGCUCAACGACUAGAGAAGUCACAAUAUGCCAAUCCUAGCCAUGAUGAAGAUGAUGAGAACGCAGUCAAAUGUAUAAGAUUGAGCUAUGAUUACUUAAAAGAUGAAGACCACAAGUCAUGCUUCUUGCUCUGUUGCCUAUUCCCAGAAGACCAUGUAAUAAAUAUACAAGACUUGUUCAGGUAUGUGGUCGGAACAAGAUUCUUUCAAAUUGCCGAAACAAUAGAAGAAGCCAGAGGCACACUAGUUUCAGUAGUCAAGUAUCUGAAAGACUCUAGCUUGCUUUUGGAUGGCGGGAAAAAUGGAUGUGUAAAGAUGCAUGAUGUCAUCCGGGAUACAGCCAUUCGAAUUGCGGAAACCGAACGUGGGUUUUCAGCGAAAGCUGGCUUUAGUUUAAAGGUUUGGCCACACGGAUUGGAUGGAGGCUACACUACUAUUUCACUUAUGAGGAACGAAAUUAGCAAGCUACCCAAAGAAGAGUUGGUAUGUCCGCAUCUCCAGAUUUUGUUACUAAAUCAAAAUCCUGCUUUAGAUAAGAUCCCAGAAACGUUCAUCAAAAGUCUUGGUGAUUUUGAUGUCAGCAGCACUAGUAUUUCCAUAUUACCCCAAUCAUUCAGUCUCUUGACCAACCUCCAAGCUUUGUAUUUAGAUAAUUGCGAUGAAUUGAUUGACAUUUCUGUAGUGGGGAAACUUAAGAAGCUUGAAAUUCUAAGCUUGAGAUCUUGCAAGAAAUAUUUGCUGGGAGAAAUAGGACAUUUCACCAAUCUAAGGAUUUUGGAUAUCAUUCGCUCUUCACCAAUCACAAUUCCAUGUGGAGUGAUAUCAAAAUUGCAUAAAUUAGAAGAACUGUACAUGGGGUACUGUAAAUGUGAGAGCUUGGGGUUUGAAGCUGAGGGAUGUGGAGAAGAAACUGAUAUUGGGUUUGGUGAGAUAGUGAGUUUAUCAAAUUUAAAAAGAUUGCAUAUCGGCAUACCUCAUUACAAAUGCAUCCCUAACGAUGUUGAAGCCAAACCAGAUUGGAAUUACUUUUCUAUAAUCAUCGGCCGGCCCAGAUCCUUUUCCAAAUUAAAAGAUUGGGAUUCAAGAUCAUUGUUUCUUUAUGGAGCAACCAUUAGCAUGUUACCUGAUUGGUUUAUCAACGCGGUGGCAAACAAGACAGAGAAGCUAGAGUAUCAUGACUGCAGAGAAUCCCUUGUUAUGGAAUAUGACCGUGGGAGGUUACAUGGACUCAAGCAUCUCAAAGUACAGGGAGAACUUCGUAAAUGCCGGAAAGAAUUGGUCAACACAACAGAUCGAGUUCAAAAAGGACCACUGUUUGAGAAGUUGGAAACCUUGUCUCUGAAGCAUCUCUUCCACCUUGAGGAAUUGUGUGUUGGUGAUUUACCACCUGGGUCUCUGGUUAAUCUGAAGUUACUGCGGAUAGAUGAUUGUGCGGUGAAAAAUGUAUCAAAAUUUGUACAAAGAUUGCCAAGUCUGGAGGAAAUCGAAUUUCACAAGGUGGGACAACUGGAAUAUGUGUUUGGAUGCGAAGGGUCUAAGCCGAAAGAAUCAAAACUGAGAAAUGUGAGAUUGUUUGGUCUAUAUUCAAUGAAGAACAUUUGUAGUGGUCCUUCCCCACGCGUAAUGUUCCAGAGUAUUAAAAUUCUAGUCAUUGGCGGUUGUGCGCUGCUGAAAAGUGUGUUCGCAUCUGAUGUAGCCCAAUGUCUCUCUCAAUUGGAAGACCUUCGUGUACAGCACUGCCGCUCGUUGGAAAGAGUAAUUGAAGAAGUGAAGAAAGAGAAGACGACUCUACCAAAAUUGAAGAAGUUGCGUUUGCAGAAACUUCCAAAGUUGUAUGGUGCAAGCAGCAGUACUGUUGAUAUCGAGUGUCCUUCAUUGGAACUCGUGGUCGUGCUAGAUUGCCCCCAUCUUCCAUUUUCCAUCCUCAAGUCCUCAGAAAGCGGGAACGGGUUUUCAGCCUCCGCUGCUUCUGCCUACUUUGGCAGCACGAACCCAGUCUUGUGUUGCAGGUGACAGUGCUCAGUUGUUGAGUUUCAAACAGGUUACGCAGCUCCUCUGGUGCUUCUAGCAGACUACCAAAAGCUUGGAUUGGGUAGCUGUGGCUGCAAAUCCAAUUGAUCUAAUAGAAACUUUGCUGGAUCGUGACUUUCAGAACAACCAAAGACAGCCAUUAUAGGAACCUUGGAGAGUGAAGAGAUCAGUAGACAUGUUCGAUCAGGACGGCAUUUAACUCUCGCCACUGAGAAGUGGUACGCAGCCCUAUGGUGGAAGAACAAUGUUCUGUCCAGGUUUGCUUCCUGUGGAGCUGAAUAAUGGAACCAUGGUGGAAGAUAUUCACGUUGUUGGUUUCCCGAGUAAACUUCUUGAAAUGAAAAUAAUGCAAGUUCUUCGGUUCAAGCAAGGACAGAUCUACACUGUGGGUGUUUCAGUAUUUCUAGGCGGUAAUAAGCCCUCAGGAACUGCUAAUGUUCGUGGAGAUAUAAGAAUAAAUUUUUCUUGUGAUCCAGAAAUCUCCUCGAAGCUGGUUGAUCUUACUUUGGAUGAAAUGAAAAUGGGAUCCAGGAGAAUUACUACUGGCUGGAGAGGAUUUUGCACAGCUACCAGUCAAAGAUCUACACUGGUGAUGUUGGGACUUGUUUUGAGUGAAGGAUGCUCGUUGCUGUCAAGGAAGUUUCCUUGCUUGAUCAAGGACACAAGGGGAGAGAAAGAGUUUUCCAACUUGAACAGGUGAUAUUGGCUCGUAUUUCAUGUUAUGCCAUGGAAAACGACGGCGGUACCUAAAUUUAAAAAUGGCUAAUUUAUUAGUCAUUUCUAUAGGUAUCCCAAUCAAUUUAUGUGUCAUCGAAACUAUUAUCACUAAUAGC